AAAACCCUAUCUCCCUUCAUUUCGCUUCCCAGCUGAGAGGCGCACACACACACCUAACGAGAGAGAAAAACACAUCAACAAAACACAUCAACAAUGGUGUCAGGUUCAGGAGUUAUGGCGAAGCGCGUUGUGGUGGAUGCGCGCCACCACAUGUGUGGGCGUCUCGCCUCGAUUGUUGCGAAGGAGCUUCUCACCGGCCAACGCGUCGUCGUCACUCGUUGCGAAGCCAUCGCACUAUCCGGAGGUCUUGUUAGGCAGAAGAUGAAGUACCUUCGUUUUCUUCGUAAGAGGAUGAACACUAAGCCUUCUCAUGGCCCCAUUCAUUUCCGUGCUCCUUCCAAGAUCUUCUGGCGUACUGUUAGAGGUAUGAUUCCUCACAAGACCAAGAGAGGAGCUGCUGCUUUGGCAAGGUUGAAGGUGUAUGAAGGCGUUCCCCCACCUUAUGACAAAAUCAAGAGGGUUGUUGUUCCAGAUGCUCUUAAGGUUUUGAGGCUGCAGAAGGGUCACAAGUACUGCUUGCUGGGUCGUCUAUCUAAAGAAGUUGGCUGGAACCAUUAUGACACCAUCAGGGAGCUCGAAGAGAAGAGGAAGGAGCGAUCUAAGGCUGUUUACGAAAGGAAGAAGCAGCUCAAUAGACUGAGGGUGAAGGCUGAGAAGACUGCCGAGGAGAAGCUUGGAUCUCAGCUAGAAAUUCUUGCCCCAGUCAAGUACUGAGCUUAAGAGAUGAUUGCUUGCGGUUUUGUUAAAACUAGACGAAUAGAGUUUUCGGUGUUAUGCCAUUUUGUGUUCCUUAAUCUUGAAUUAUGUUAUACUUCCAUCGUAGCAGAUAUGUUUCACUUUGCUAUUAAUUUUGAAGUUUUGUUGGGCUCUUACUUUGAAUCUACAUAUUAUUUCGUCAA
Beta vulgaris subsp. vulgaris (sugar beet) is the source of this 899-nucleotide messenger RNA. RefSeq names its product 60S ribosomal protein L13a-2. The coding region runs from base 94 to 714 and encodes 206 amino acids. The record is from RefSeq and is a predicted model, not a curated record. The transcript is spliced from 4 exons. Gene Ontology annotation, molecular function: mRNA binding; structural constituent of ribosome. NCBI's taxonomy places the organism in Eukaryota, Viridiplantae, Streptophyta, Magnoliopsida, Caryophyllales, Amaranthaceae. Gene Ontology annotation, cellular component: ribosome; cytosolic large ribosomal subunit. Gene Ontology annotation, biological process: translation; negative regulation of translation.